CCAAUAUGGCUGCUCCGUGCGUCAACAGUAGUGAAAGCGUAGUAACAUGCAGUUUAUUAGCACGUCUGGCUUAUUUGUAUAUCAUUAAAUAAGACGCACACACAGUCCUGUCCAACUUCUAUCUGUUGAUAUGUUGCUAUACACUGUUUGUUUGCACAAAAACAGCGUAAAUGCGUUGUUAUCGACUGCUGUCGCUAACAAUGGCUAACCUGGCUAGUGCUAAACCCACUGUGGAUCCCGGAGUGUGUUGGUUGUUUGGGUGGCAAGCCGAAGGUGAUGACGGCAGUUUUUUUUUACUCCUGUGUCGGCGAGGUUGAGGCGUCUGCGUCUUUCUGCAGGAGUCUGGCUUCCUGGGGGAUCAUGUUGGGGAUGCCGUUAACUAUGGGAUAGACGAUGCCAAGCUCCUCGUUGAUGAGCUCGCCGGUCUCAGCCUCGUAUCUCAGCGGCUUCUUGGACAGCGGACAUACCAGGAACUCAAGCAGGGAGGUGUCAAAGGGCUGCUGCACUUCGUCCUUCACGUCCGAGAAGCUCCUGGCCGGGACAGAGGCGGGCGUUCCCCUCUGUAUCAAAGGUGCAUUCUUCACAUAGCUGUGCACACGGAUCGGUUCCGUUAACAAUCUACCGAAAACAUUCCGAAACAUGACCGAAAACUCACGCCAAAACUGGUCAACAAGGUAGCGAAAGCUCUCCAACGGAGGAUUACCAUGGACGUAUUAAGGGUGAUUACCAGACAGCGUGCAACCGAAUUAUGAGUCCUCUUCCUGUAAGCCAACGCAUCAAUAUCAAUAGUUCCGCUUAUUGACUUCUUUAGCAACCUCCUUUUAAAUAACUACGGUCAAACCACCCGACACUGAAAUUGCACUAAAGAUGUUAUUGAUUAUAGUGCACUCAUAUACGCUGACAUUUAAUGUAAAUCCAUCAAGAGCAAGCUACCGACGGACUUGGCGAGUAUGCGUCUUCCUAGGAUGGCCCACGGAUGUAUUAAGAGAACGGGAUUGCCGGAAGUGGUGGUUGUUGUGGGCAGUGCCACCCUGCGCAUGGCGAGUGGUCAAAUAAUAGAAGAAAACAUGUAAAGUGACCAGCCUCUCUGUUAUUUUAAAGUUCGGCGCAACAAGCGGUGUUUUUAAAAUGACCGUGUGAUGUUGCAGAGACACCAGGAAACAUAAGCGACGCCGUGCUAACUUCCUGCUACGCUAACAGCUAGCUAGCAAAGGAAGCAGCCAUGGCAGAGGCCGGAGCCCAUCUGACCUCCGCCGCUGGGAAGGAGCAGCCGUCCAUCUUUGAGCUCCUGGCACAGGAGUCUCUGAUGGAGGCGGUCCGCCCGGCACUGAGACACGGCGUCAAGGUGCUGGCAGAGUCCAACCCGUCCCGUUUCGGGUUCCCGUGGCGACGCUUCGAUGAGCUCUACCUGCUGCUGGACCUCCUCCUCCAGAACCACUUCCUGUCUCACUGCAGCGCCUCCUUCUCGGAGAACUUCUAUGGCCUGAAGAGAGUUUCGGGAGGCCGAGGUCCUCCCGGUCGCCUGGGGCUGCCCGGUAAGUCCCACUGGCGCUCUCUUCUUCUCCUGUGCCUGGUGCCGUACCUGCGGGCCAAGCUGGAGGCCAAGCUGGCGAGACAGAGGGACGAGGAGGACUUCUCCAUCCGGCUGGCGCAGAGCCGGAGCCAGAGGCUGUACCGGGCGGCCGUGGCCGCGUACCCGUACGUCAGCUCGGCCUGGCAGGCCUGGCUCUUCGGCCAGCAGCUGCUCUUUGUCUUUGGAGUCGCCAGGACCCACAAUCCCCUGCUGUGGCUGGCCAGGGUCAGACUGGCACGACUCAACGUUCAAGAUAUCAGAGACAUGGAGCUGAAGAGCAGCGAAACUGGCAACCCAGCUGAGGGAAGCCUGGCGCGGAGAGCGUGGUGGUUGAUGUCCCAGGCGGCGCGGGGCGCGGCCGUGUCCCUCUCCAACUCCCUCUCGCUGGGCGUCUUCUUCCUGCAGUUCCUGGAGUGGUGGUACUCGUCAGACAACCAGAGCACCGUGAAGGCCCUCACCUCGCUGCCGGCUCCGCCGCCACCCCUCCACCUGCAGCAGGACCCUCCGCCCGGCGCCGACGGCAGGAACUGUCCGCUGUGCCGGAGGCUUCGCACCAACGCCACGGUGCUGUCCACCUCGGGCUUCGUCUUCUGUUACCGCUGCAUCUACGUGUACGUGAAAGCCAACCGCCGCUGCCCGGUUAGCGGCUAUCCCACCGAGCCGCAACACCUCAUCAAGAUCUACUCACCUGAGAGCUAGAACACAUCCAGCAACCGCAUGUUGAAGUUUACCUUCAGAGUACAGACUCUUUCAGAAAGAAAGGACUUGGCUGUGGGUUUUUCUUUUUGUAUAAAAUGGGCUCUCUAAUGUACAGCGUUUGAUAAAUUGUUCAGUGGUACCAGCUGAUUUAUAAAAUGCAUUCCUAAAUUGUUUCCACAGUGAUAUUAAGAGGACUUUUAAUUUUUACUGCAGUAACUGUGCAAUUGUCUCUGUUUAGCAUCACAAACUGUACGUCAUGUAUGACGAACAUCAAAAUGUUAGCAGCUAGGCUAGCCAGUAGCAGGUUGAAGAUUGGAUGGCUUGGUUUCCUCUGUAUGUGACCAACCUGACACAGAUUAGUUUUUGAUAAACUGAGGAUAUUUACCUUUGGCUAAUAAAGAAAUUGGGGUUGCAACGAACAA
Perca flavescens (yellow perch) is the source of this 2694-nucleotide messenger RNA. It is a transcript of the gene pex12, whose product is annotated as peroxisomal biogenesis factor 12. The transcript has 4 exons. Lineage: Eukaryota; Metazoa; Chordata; Actinopteri; Perciformes; Percidae. Gene Ontology annotation, molecular function: zinc ion binding; protein binding; ubiquitin-protein transferase activity. The coding region runs from base 1223 to 2272 and encodes 349 amino acids. The record is from RefSeq and is a predicted model, not a curated record. Gene Ontology annotation, cellular component: peroxisomal membrane; peroxisomal importomer complex. Gene Ontology annotation, biological process: protein monoubiquitination; protein import into peroxisome matrix.